Molecule: messenger RNA, 2055 nt
Organism: Morchella importuna
Lineage: Eukaryota; Fungi; Ascomycota; Pezizomycetes; Pezizales; Morchellaceae
Exons: 3
Coding region: 1-2055 (684 amino acids)
Biological process (GO): transcription initiation at RNA polymerase II promoter
Cellular component (GO): transcription factor TFIID complex
Molecular function (GO): protein binding; RNA polymerase II general transcription initiation factor activity
Source: RefSeq, a predicted model, not a curated record
AUGGCUUCCCAAGGCCCUCCUCCAGCUUCCGGGGGUGGUACUGCUGCUGCCGGCUCCCCCCAGGCACUCAACCAGAUUGUUAUCGAAUACCUUUCGAAAAAAGGUUACUCAAAAACAGAGGCCAUGUUGCGGGUUGAGUCUGCCCACACAGAUCACGAAGGAAGGCCAAUUCUAAGCAGCUUGGACGACCAACCUGAACUAAAAUACGAAAAGAGCUACUCACAUUUGAAACAUUGGAUCGAUAAUUCUUUAGAUCUCUAUAAGCCCGAGUUGCGCCGCCUUCUCUACCCAGUAUUUGUACACUCCUUUCUGGAGCUUGUCAAAAGUGGCUAUGUAGUUCCCUCGCAGACGUUCUACAAGGAGCAUGCCCACGAACAUGAGAGCACUCACGGUCACGACCUCAAGAACCUCAAAGCGCUCAGUCUUCCACAGCAUAUCGAGGAUGACCAACUCGCAAAGCUUUACCGCGAGAACAAGUACCGCGUUAUCCUCUCGAAGACUACGUUUACUCUCCUAAUGCACUUCCUUGAAGAAACAAAAGACGCCGGCGGCAGCGUGAUCCUGAGAUUUAUCAAUCAGCGCAUUGAUAUUAAGACAAUUUCCGGUCGACCGACCAUGUUUUCUACCGCCGGUGAUGACGAGGGCAUGCUCGGUGAAGAAGAGGGCAUUCAAGGGCACACCUCAGGCCAUCUCAACCGCGGGGGUGUUCUCCCAAGCAUAAAACUCGGUCAUCUACCCAUGGAUAAAGAGCUCAUGUCUGAUGUUGAGGAGGAGCUUCGUGAAGAGGACGCCCGAAUGAAAGACAGUACUAGAAAUGAGGAAUUAGGCGUCUCUACCGGAGGUACCCUUAUUGAGGAAUUCCAAAAAAUUAAACGAGAAGAAUCCGAGGAUUCGCCAAUGCGCGAUACUAUCCCACUCCCUCCAUACACGGGAGUCGAUGUUGAGCGUGAAGUGCGCCUGGUGAAGGAGUCUCGUGACAAGGUCCGCCUCGCCGGCGUGCCCGCUCCUGCAUUACCCAGUGUCUGCAUGUAUACUUUUCACAACACCCACGAUGGUCUUAAUUGCGUCGAUUUUUCUGAGGAUUCCACUCUAGCAGCUGGUGGAUUUGCCGAGUCUUAUGUCCGUAUCUUCUCUCUAAAAGGCGCUGCAUUGCCGUCUAUUAUUCCUGCAGAAAAUCUUCCCUCUAUUCCCAAAACCAGACGUCUGAUUGGCCACUCUGGCCCUGUGUAUGGCGUUUCGUUCUCGCCAGACAACAAGUACCUCCUUUCCUGUAGUGAGGACAAAAGUGCACGCUUGUGGUCUCUCGAUACCUUCACUGGACUUGUUGUCUAUAAAGGUCAUGAUAAUCCAAUCUGGGACAUCAAAUUUGGCCCCUUUGGUCACUAUUUUGCAACCGCCUCCCACGAUCACACUGCAAGACUCUGGAGCUGCGACCAUAUCUACCCCCUUAGAAUCUUUGCCGGCCAUCUGAAUGAUGUGGACACUGUUGAGUUCCAUCCCAACAGCGCCUACGUCUUCACAGGCUCUUCCGAUAAAACCAUACGCAUGUGGGAUAUUCAAACUGGAAAUUCAGUGCGCCUAUUUACUGGACACACGGCGCCCGUUACUGCGCUUGCUGUCUCUCCAGAUGGAAAGUGGCUUGCGUCUGCGGGUGAGGAUUCCGUGAUCAAUAUGUGGGAUCUUGCAUCUGGGAAGCGACUUAAGACUAUGCGUGGCCACGGGAAGACCAGUAUCUACUCUUUGAGCUUUUCUGUCGAAGGCAACGUAUUGGUCUCUGGAGGCGCAGAUAUGACCGUGCGCACCUGGGAUGUUGCCUAUGGCACUGGAGCGCCGACUGCGGACGCACCAGAGGGAACUGGUGGGGUGAGUGUCGGCGAUGGGACGACCAAAGUGGACGGCGUUACGAAUGGAGCCGGCAAGAUAAGGAAGGGUGGGAAAGAUGUGGUUGCUACCCCUGAUCAUCUGUCUGUCUUUUACACAAAGAAGGCACCAGUGUACAAAGUCCAGUUUACAAGGAAGAAUAUGGUUCUCGCUGCUUCAGGGUUCUUACCUUGA